Molecule: messenger RNA, 5744 nt
Organism: Scomber scombrus (Atlantic mackerel)
Lineage: Eukaryota; Metazoa; Chordata; Actinopteri; Scombriformes; Scombridae
Gene: znf652
Product: zinc finger protein 652
Exons: 6
Coding region: 651-2717 (688 amino acids)
Biological process (GO): regulation of transcription by RNA polymerase II
Cellular component (GO): nucleus
Molecular function (GO): RNA polymerase II cis-regulatory region sequence-specific DNA binding; DNA-binding transcription activator activity, RNA polymerase II-specific
Source: RefSeq, a predicted model, not a curated record
UAACUUAAUUUUUAAUGCACUUACAUGUAUGACAAGCGUGGCAGCCGCCGGGGGAAGCGUGUGCGUGUCCGCCGGUAGCCGGUGGCCGAAGCUACGGUGAGAAAUGUCGGUGAGCUGCAGGCUAGCACUGACUUUGUGACAGUGUCGAGUAAAUGGCUCAUCAAGCAAGAUACACUAGUUUCUACGGCAGUCCUGUGUCGGGCGCUCAGUUCGUCUACACCUGUGCUGCAGUUUGAAGACGCUGGCACCCUGCCGGACCGCAGCCUUCAGAGAAACUGAAUCUGAGAGCUCCCCGCAUCUCAUAAUAACUCGAGAGGAAUUUAACUUCAAAUGUUGGCAUCAAAGACACUGAGGCUUUGAUUUUCGGUGUCUGACUUUUAAGUAUAUGGAACAACACUUGGAACAGAUUGUAUGUCUUUCCAACUUCAUUUCCUACCUUGGACAGCAUGGAUGCUCUCUUUGAAUCAGGUUGACCAUAUUUCACCUCAUCCCCUCCUUCCUGUCUCCUCGGUAGAAGGAGGGUGGGGGAUUGGUGUGGUGCCCCUACCCCUCCUUCUAGAGUGGGCGAGUACCUGAGCACUAAACCAGUUGCUCAUAUCUGUUGCCUUGAGCUCCCACCGACUCCAUCCCUCCAUUCCAUCGCCCUCUUCAUGAAAUCCUGCCAGAGCCUCAAGGAAGAGGUUUCCGUCCCUAGCCUUGGCGGGAUGUCACAGGAGGAAGGACGCAGGGCACAGGUGUCCCAGUCCUAUUUUCACCCCCCUAACACAGAUCUGGACCUGACGGGCAAGCUUCAUAGGAGGGAGGUAGGUGGCAAGCCUUAUUCUGUGUUAGUGGACAAUAAAAUGGCAACCAAGACAAACAUGGGUGAUCUGAACAUUGGUCUGUUGCCCACUCAACAUGUGACUCCACAGCAGCAUCAGCAGUAUUUCAGAGAGGGAGGAGCAGGGCAGGAGUUGGGCACACAGGGUUCCCAGGCCGGCAACGAAGGCACCUCUGAUGACACUGAAGACGAUGAUGAAGACGAGGAAGAAGAGGGCGAGGAGGAGGGCUUCAAGCGCGAGCAGAUCAUCGUCGAAGUUAACCUGAACAAUCAGACCCUUCAUGUAUCCAAGGGGGACAACAAAACUGGAACCGCAGCAGAUGACUCUGAGAGAGCUGGCAGCGACGAGGACGAUGACGAGGAGGAGGAGGAGGAGGAAGAAGAGGAGGAAGAAGAAGAAGAGGACAGCCCCGGUGAAGAAGAGGAGGAAGACGAUGAGGAAGAUGAGAUUGAAAGUCGUAGAACGAGGGCAAAGAGGGCCCGUCGGGGCGCUAGUAGCACAGUGGCUCCCAGCCAGCCGCGGAGGAAAAGCCUCCGAACAACUCUGAGCACCGCCACGUCUGGAAUGACCACCAGGGGGCGACGGACGCGCAUCGAGCCUACGAAAAGGAAGCGCCGAUCAGCGAGGUCCGCCCCGUCAUCUGCCGGCUCCACGACCACGACCGCAGGAGGGAAAACCGAUGUGGAGGAGAAGGAGAUGCUGGCAUGUGAAAAGUGCCCCCGAGUGUUCAACACGCGCUGGUAUCUGGAGAAGCACAUGAACGUCACACACAGACGGAUGCAGAUUUGUGACAAGUGCGGCAAAAAGUUUGUCCUGGAGAGUGAGCUGGCCUUACACCAGCAGACUGACUGUGAGAAGAACAUCCAGUGUGUCUCCUGCAACAAGUCCUUUAAGAAGCUGUGGUCACUGCAUGAGCACAUUAAGAUCGUUCACGGCUACGCGGAGAAGAAGUUCUCAUGUGAAAUCUGUGAGAAGAAGUUCUACACUAUGGCUCACGUCCGUAAGCACAUGGUUGCUCACACUAAGGACAUGCCGUUUACCUGUGAGACAUGUGGGAAGUCGUUCAAACGCAGCAUGUCUUUAAAAGUUCACUCGCUCCAGCACUCUGGAGAGAAACCCUUCCGUUGUGAGAACUGCGACGAGCGGUUCCAAUACAAGUACCAGCUGCGCUCUCACAUGAGCAUUCACAUCGGACACAAGCAGUUCAUGUGCCAAUGGUGUGGCAAAGACUUCAACAUGAAACAGUAUUUUGAUGAGCACAUGAAAACACACACAGGAGAGAAGCCUUUCAUUUGUGAGAUCUGCGGCAAGAGCUUCACCAGCCGGCCCAACAUGAAGCGCCACCGUCGCACCCACACCGGGGAGAAGCCCUAUCCCUGCGAGGUGUGCGGACAGCGCUUCCGCUUCUCCAACAUGCUCAAAGCACACAAAGAGAAGUGUUUCCGGGUCACCAGCCCUGUGGUCCUGCAGACCAGCGGCCCACCUGUGCCUGUCCGCAUCUUUGCCAACACCUUCUCCUCCUCCUCCUCCUCCGGCCCCGGCCCCUCAGCUGCCACCCCGGCCACCACUUCAGCACCGCUGGGUCUCAGCCCAUCAGGAGGACCCAUGCCUCCUCGAGCUCCUGUCGGACACACAUUCUCCCAUGUGCAGCUCCACUCAACCCCCUCUCACCAUCAUCCCCACCCCCCAACAACCCAGCAACACCUCUCAAACACACCCCAACAUGCCCCAGCUCACCCCCACCACCACCUGGCCGGGCCCCCAGUCUCCCACUUGCCCCCUCCCCCAGCCCUUUUCAAGAGUGAGCCCCUAAACCACUGUGGGCACGAGGACAACAGCUACCUGCACCACAUGGCCCCUUCUGACAAGGGUCCUGGAGCCCCACAACACCACUGAACUGUGCUCCAAGUCUGCAGACCCACACCAAACUGCGCCUUGUUCCUCCUCUUCCCAUAGUCCUGCCUCAGUCUCUCUAAGUUGCAAGGCCCCCAGUGAGUGGGGUGCUUCUCUCAAACAGAUUUAAAUAAGUCAAGCUAAACAUGCACACUUGUGUAUGUGUGAAAGAUUCAGACUGAUAAGCCCUCAGUGCACACAGUAUUUAAGUACUAAACCUACUUAAAAACCCUGGUCAACUGACAAAAAUUUUAGAACCUCUAGAGUUUUUUUUUCUUGAACUUUUUCUUAGGAAAUCUACACAAAAUUAUUCCUCCUGUGAGUUCUCUAUCUGUACAUUGAUUGGUGUAAAGUAUCUCUUUUUCAUCAAAAGCUGCUGAUGGAAGUCAAUGUAUGUAUUACCUGGGCUUCAUUGAUCAUCAAAGAUCAGUGUCAUUGAACUUUCCUCCUUAAUGUCCAGUUGACUUGUGGUUGCACAUUGGUCAGGACUUUUGCUUUAUGUGCUGGUCCUCCCCAUAGCAAUACUCAACCUGUCCUCCUUAUUGUACUGCAAAGCUGGGGGCCACACAGAAAUGUUUAAUGAAUGUUGUAACUGGUUCUACCUGAGCCUUCCUCUGUCCUAAGGCCAAAGCUGUGGCUUUCUGUCAGAGGGGCAACAGCAGUAGUGCAAGACACAGUGCCAUAGGUUACAGUAUGGAGGGGAGGGGGGUGGGGGGGUUGUAAAGAACAUUGGGGGGAAACAAAGGUUUUGUAAAUGGUUAGCUGAAUCUAGACAUAGUCUGAGAUUCAUAUCUUGGUUUAAUGGUGCUUUCCAUUCCAGUACAUGAAAUAUUUCUUAAUUUUGCUUAUCCAUUUGAUUUACAAAAGUGUAAUAUUACAAAAUAACAAUGUAUUGUGUCGUACAGAACAUGUCUUGCCAGCCUGGUUUUUCUACAAGGGGUUUAAGGUUUGACUACAUAUUUUGUGCUCAACAAACUCAUGUUAUGCAGGACAUGCUCUAGGCACUCACACCAUCACACUUACUCAAGCACACACACACAUACACACACUCACACACAAAAGACAAAGACCAUACGGCCACUGAUUUACUUACUGUGAUCAGUGCAACCUCAGCUUUCAGUACUGUUGGUCAAUAGAUGCUUUUAGAUAACAGAUGACUGUCAAAUACUGCCACUGUGAGGGGCCAGACACAUGGCCCCAUCAGGAUUUUACCCCACCUCCCUUCGCUGCUGUCGAAAUGAUACGGGUUACCAUGUUAAAGGUCAUUUGACACACACAGUAUACACACCUGGGACCUUUUUCAUCACAGUUCUUAACAGGCAAUUAUGCAUAUUCCUCUCAGCCUAUAUUCCACUGUUUGGUGUGGGGAGUUGUUGUAAUGUAAAGUUUAAACAUUUUCUGACAUACUUUGAUCCACACAGGCAAACGCGUGUCUAAACCUGUUGAAUGUUGCCUACGCAGAAUGAUGGCUGAUGAGUCAUUCAUAUGUUUCGUUUAUUUUCUUUUUUUUUAUGUUCUCUGAUUAAUUUGCUCAGUUUUAAGCUAAUGAAUGGUUCUGUAGUAAUAGAUAUACUGGUGUUUAGUAUAUAGAACUGUCAGGAUAAAAAAAAAAAAGCAGUGGUCAUACAACUUCUAAUACUUGGAAUUAUUAUAUAGAUAAGCAUACAUGUGAUCUAAGUCAGCGCAAGAAAUUACAUUUAUAAAUGUAACAGCCGAUGGUGUGAAUGUUAUUUGUUUAAUAGAAGCAGAAAUGGUUGGCAAGUACUUGGCAUGAAUUUGGGGUUGUUGCUUGGUUGUUAGCCCUUCACCCAGUCUGAGAGUUAUCAGAUGUGUGUGUGUGUGUGUGUGAGAGAGAGAGAGAGAGUGGACAGAAAGCGUGCAUGCAUUAGUCUCUACCUGUCUGUCUGUCUGGUUGUCCCCAGUGCUCUUGUACCAAAAGCUGCUUUUACACAGCGUGCCCCAAUAUAUUUGUAUUUGGGGAUAUCUGAGAUGAGAUGGACAAUAGCAGUAAAUUUUAACACGACCCCCCCCCCCCUUCUUCUUUUUCUACCGCUUUAACGGUAUUCUUUCUGAAAUGGUUAAUCUCUGUAGGUAAUCUUCUUUGAUUUGAGACCUGCAAAUUAUCCUGCCAUUUCUGUGGGUCUUAAUACCGCUGCAUUAUUUUCUUAUCAUCUUGUCCCUUCGGGUUCACUGCUGUGCUUCAGCAUUUUUUUUUUUUUUUUUUGCAGUAUGGAUCUUUUGUCUUGUCUUUUUUUUUUUUGUAAAGCCUUUUCAUUUUGUGUGUAUUCUCUGCACUUUACUGCUGCGUGGGUGAGGCGCAGGGAAGGGAGGGACUGACAAUGCAUUGUGGAACAGAGUGCAGUUUUGUGGCUGCAUGGGAGGGUGUGGGGGUGGGGGGGUGGAGGUGAUUACUUUUGAGUGGAUGUUUUUAGGCAAGGAAAGGAGGAGAAUCCCAGGCGGAGGUGGGUAGUGUGGAAGGGACCAUAGCAAACGAAGGACAUUUCUGUAAAGUAUGUGCGUAAAUUAUAUUUCCUAUUUUUCAAAAGAAAUACACUUUUUGCUCCGACAUGGACCUUCCCUCAAAGUGGAAAAAUAUUUACUUCCUGCUUUGGUGACUUUACACUAGCCCCUCCAAGCUAUGUCUGAAAUACAUUCUUCUGUUAUGUUUGCUCAUGGAGUUUUCCUCUCUGUCAUGUCCUCUUUUUGCCAAAUAGUUCUCCUCCUCCUUUCUUUGUUAUAUAGAAUGCACUUUCUACUAAAAUUCUUGGCUAGUUAAGGAAAAAAAAAUAACAUUGUAUAUUCUUUAAAGAUGUUUUAAAAAUCAAUAUACUUUUUCCCCUUUGUAUUUCUAACCACUUAAUGUAGCAUUGCGUAUUUUAUUAUUGUAUCUGGUACAAAAUGUGCAGCUUUAUAAUGUCCUGGUUUGUCUUUUUUUGUAUGUUAUCUGGAGAUUGAGGAGAAGUGAAAAAAGUUGGGCCUUUUUUGAUAAUGUACAUUUAACUGACUGCUAACUUUGAGAAGUAAAAACAA